AACGUCUACAACGAUGUUCCCCUCCGCAAGGCCCGAACAAUUAUGCAACUAGCCGCAAUACCUAUGGAUCUCAAUGAACCACCACCGACUGAUCCACUUGAUCCGCACGUGGCAGUUCAUUCUUGUAUUGAUCUAGUCAAUGUGAGACCAGAGGUGACUCGCAUGCCUGAAGGCGAGGAUAAUCUUGGAGGAUACACAGACUGCCCAACAGGUAGACAAGCAUCACUGCUGCGUUACCGAGAGAAGAGAAAAGAGAGAUACAAGGGGAAAAGAAUUAUUGGUGGAUUGCCUUCAAAUAUGGAGAUGAUGUUUUUGAGUCAGAAGUUUAAAGGUCAGGUCCCUACUGAGCAGUCAAGCCAGAGCAAUACGAGCUCUGCCUAUCCUAGGCCACCUUGUAUGCCCACCACGUGCAGCUCAGUCGAGAACCCGGCACAAAAAUUCCACAUCUCUUUUGAUCUUAAUGACGAUGGUGGUGGCAGUUGAUGGUGCAAAAAUUGAUAAUCCACGUUUAUCACGCCUGAUGGCGCCCAAUGACAGUAGUAGUUUCCUAUCAGCGGAGUUGCAGAUAACAGGUUGCAUUUGACAUUAUAGAAGCGCCUCGCGAAGAAUACAAUACUGCGCAAGACUUCGAUUGGGUUGAAUGGCAUCAAAAAGCUUCAGUGUUUUACCAUUGUUGUUGCAGCCGUCACCAUCGGACAAGUGAAUAAGAACCCAUAUGGCUAAACUUGUAAUGGGUUCAAUAUGAGAACCUGGGAUCAUCUCUGUGAAGUUGGUUGGCACGAACGGGCACAGAGUUUGAGUAAUUUUGUAUGGACAGGAUAUACUGCUCACUUAAAUGGCGGAGAUGACAAUUGAUUCCAGGGAA
Asparagus officinalis (garden asparagus) is the source of this 865-nucleotide messenger RNA. RefSeq lists its product as uncharacterized. The coding region runs from base 43 to 483 and encodes 146 amino acids. The transcript is spliced from 5 exons. The record is from RefSeq and is a predicted model, not a curated record. Lineage: Eukaryota; Viridiplantae; Streptophyta; Magnoliopsida; Asparagales; Asparagaceae.